AUGGCGAGAAAAAGUAAAAAGAAGGAAGCAAAAGAAACAGAUUUUACAUUAUGUGUGGAGCCCAGCAGUGGUGGUCGACAGGCUCAAGUUCAUGAGGUCAAGGUUGUGUCCCAAUCUACAUGGCAAGGCUGGAAGAGGAAAGUGGCUUUGCUUCUGCCCUACAUGUGGCCGAGAGCGAGUGGUCCACUCCAGAUUCUUGUGUUUUUGUGUCUCUGCCUCCUGGGAACAGAUCGUCUCAUCAAUGUAUUCGUGCCCAUUUACAGCAAGAACAUAGUAAAUCAGCUGUCAGAAAAAGAGACGUGGGGAACACUCGCAACCACAGUGUGUAUCUACGUCCUUCUCAAGUUCCUACAGGGUGGGGGAACAGGAACCUCAGGCUUUGUCAGUAACAUGCGCUCCUUUCUGUGGACACGAGUCCAACAGCACACCAGUCGCACAGUACAGCUUCAGCUGUUUGCCCACCUGCAUUCACUUUCUCUGCGCUGGCACCUGGGCAGAAAGACGGGUGAUGUUCUGCGCAGCAUCGAUCGCGGCACCUCCUCCGUCACCAACCUAUUAAACUACAUCUUGUUUACCAUCCUGCCUACUAUUGCAGACAUCAUCAUCGCCAUCAUUUACUUUAUCUCAUAUUUUAAUGCCUGGUUUGGCCUUAUUGUCUUCAUCUGCAUGUUCCUCUACCUCAUGCUGACCAUCGUCAUCACAGAGUGGAGAACCAAGUACAGACGAGACAUGAACACACAAGACAACAAUGCAAAAUCCAAAGCAGUGGACUCGCUUCUUAACUUCGAAACUGUAAAAUACUACAAUUCUGAGAGUUAUGAAGUCAGGCGCUUUGAGGAGGCAAUCUUACAGUAUCAGUCCUCAGAAUGGAAAAGCAGUGCCUCCCUGGCCCUCCUAAACCAGACCCAGAACGUCAUCAUCGGCUUUGGCCUGCUGGCUGGAUCUCUGCUCUGUGCUUACUUUGUCACAGUGGAUCAGUUUCAGGUUGGAGACUAUGUUCUGUUUGGAACUUACAUUAUCCAGCUCUAUGUUCCUCUCAACUGGUUUGGCACUUACUACAGGCUCAUCCAGACUGCUUUUGUUGACAUGGAGAACAUGUUUGAGCUCCUAACAGAAGAGGAAGAGGUGAAAGAUGAUGAAAAUGCAGUAAAUCUCCUGUGUACUGAGGGGAGAGUCGAUUUCCAAAACGUAUGCUUCAGGUACACUGCAGGGAAAGACAUCAUUAAUGAUGUGUCAUUCACCGUGAUGCCUGGUCAGACAGUAGCUCUGGUGGGACAGUCAGGAUCAGGCAAAAGCACCAUCCUACGGCUGCUCUUUAGGUUUUACGAUGUACAGGAAGGCUGCAUUCUGAUUGAUGGUCAGGACAUCACAAAGGUUAAACAAAGCUCUCUCCGGUCGUAUAUUGGAGUGGUACCUCAGGAUACUGUCCUGUUUAACGACACUAUCCGAGACAACAUUCGCUAUGGACGCAUCAGUGCCACUGACCAGGAAGUGGAGGAGGCGGCGCUGGUUGCUGACAUCCACCAUAAGAUCUUAUCCUUUAACGAUGGAUAUGACACUCAGGUGGGCGAGAGGGGGCUCAAGCUAAGUGGGGGUGAGAAGCAGAGGGUCGCUAUUGCUCGAACUAUUCUAAAAGCCCCCCAAAUCAUCUUGCUGGAUGAGGCCACUUCUGCUCUGGACACACAGACGGAGCGCAACAUCCAGGCCUCUCUCACCAGGGUGUGCGCCAACAGGACAACCAUUGUGGUGGCCCACAGGUUGUCCACGAUAAUUGCAUCAGACCUGAUCCUGGUUCUGCAUGAAGGCCAGAUCGUGGAGCGAGGAAGACAUGAGGAGCUGCUGACCAUGCAGGGACUGUACACAGCCAUGUGGCAAAAACAGCAACAGCAGCAGGAUCCAGAACCACAAGAGAAUACAGACGCCCAGAAACAAGAAGCUGAAGAUUAA
Molecule: messenger RNA, 1947 nt
Organism: Trichomycterus rosablanca
Lineage: Eukaryota; Metazoa; Chordata; Actinopteri; Siluriformes; Trichomycteridae
Gene: abcb6b
Product: ATP-binding cassette, sub-family B (MDR/TAP), member 6b
Exons: 18
Coding region: 1-1947 (648 amino acids)
Biological process (GO): transmembrane transport; heme transport
Cellular component (GO): vacuolar membrane
Molecular function (GO): ATP hydrolysis activity; ATP binding; ABC-type heme transporter activity
Source: RefSeq, a predicted model, not a curated record